UCAGAAAAAAAUGGCAGCCUUUAUGUCGUAAGCUUUUCAUUUCUUUUCUAUUUUAUGAAAAGUUUUUAUUACUGAUUAAUUAACGAUUUAUAAUGUUAUUUGAAGUGAUUCAGAUGUUUACUACCAUAUUGAAUAGUUUUAAAUAGUUAUCAGGUAUUUUUUAUUUAUAUUGUAGGUGGGGCAAAUAGCUGUGUAUGCAAAUGCUGAAUAGUACCAAAGACAAUAGUGGUUCAAGUUCAGCAUUAGAAAAUAAAGAUAAUAUGAGUGCUGGGAGCGCAAGCUUAGAGCGCGAGCUGGCGCAAACGCGGCGCUUGCUGUGGGGGGAUAACGUCAAAGAGGACGUGUUUCGGCGCUGGGCUCAAGGCUUCCAGUUCAGCACCGACGAGCCCAGCGCUCUAAUUCAGCAAGAAGGAGGCCCUUGUGCCGCAAUAGCUCCAGUUCAGGGGUUCCUGUUAAAAAUACUUUUGUCAGAAACACCAGGUCACAGUUUUCAAGACUUGACCUCGGAAAAGUGCAGUUCUCUGCUUGUUAGGGCUGUGUGUACAAUAUUAAGCCAGUGUCUAGCUCCUAAGUACAAUGUGGCGGUGCACAGGAAGACUGAGACAGACGCAGAGACAAGUGCUAGCCAUAACGUCAGUGUGGAAGAGCAGCAGUGUGAUGCAAUAGAACAUUUUCAUCGCCGGAUUGAAGUGCACUCUUUCCAGACUUUAUCUGAAGUAGAAGCCUUCUACACAAGAAACAUUCGUAUUUUGAAAGACAAGUAUGGUGUUCUGUUACUACUUUACAGUGUAAUUCUUAGUAAGGGUGUGACAACAGUGGAGGCAGAACUUGCAGAGCUCUCAGAUCCUCUGAUACACUCUACUUACGGGUAUGGGUCACAAGGCCUCAUCAAUCUCAUGCUCACAGGGCGGGCUGUAGCUCACGUCUGGGACCAUGAUCAGGUAGUGGGAGGCCUGAGACUUCGUGGCAUUGAGAAACAAAAUGACAUUGGAUUUUUAACAAUCAUGGAACAUAUGCAAUACUGUACAGUUGGUUCCUAUUACAAGAAUCCCAGGCAUCCUGUGUGGGUGCUGGCUUCGGAGACUCACCUUACUGUACUGUUUUCUCUGGAGCGAAGGUUAGCUGCACCAGAGACUGCCGGUGAAUCAGCUGAGCGUAUAUUCAGGUCAUUUGACCCUGAGGGUAAUAACUUCAUCCCAUCAGCAGCACUGCAAGAUGUGCUCUGUGCAGCUGAUUUAGUAAGUGAACCUGAGUAUGUUGAACUGAUGAGGAGAAAGCUGGACUCGGAGAACCUUGGUAUUAUACUGUUGAGUGCAUUCAUGGAUGAAUUUUUCCCUGGAUGUGAGAGAGGGGCUCCAGACACGUUCACAUUGCACCAUUAUAAUGGGCUGCCGCGUAGCAACCCGGGCGGCUGCGUGGCGUACCGCACCGGCCGCGCCGCGCUGCUCGAGUGCCCGAUGCGCGCCGCCAGCACAGACCCCAUGCUGACAUGUUUACAGACCAAGUGGCCGAGCAUUGACGUGGUGUGGGAUGACGGGCACUCUCCCUCUCUCAAUUAGGAAGACCAUGAAUAAAUUUAUGCUCGGGACUCAACUGUGACUGUGAGCAUUGAGACAUAUGUUGAAUAUGUCACUUGAAAAUUCCAUUAUUUUAUUGUAUUAACUUAUGUAAAAUUGUAUCAAAUGUGGAGAAACUCUUGGUGGUCCCUUGCACUGGUCUGGACAGCUAUUUUACAUAGGCUUAGGUUAGAGUUUUACCUCGAGUGUGACCCAGUGUGGUCAGUUGGCAGACAUUAAUCCACCAGUUCACUCUUUGACAUGAAUACAUGUAUUUGUAUCAUUUGAAUUUUAUUUUAAAAAACUUUGAUGCUGGUCUGAGAACAUAUUUCUCAACAUUCCUGGAACCUGGAAUGACAAUCCGCACUCAGUGCCAGGGGAUGGGAAUACCAGCGAAUAGGACAUAGAUCUUUAUAUGUAAAAUGUUUGGCUACAGUGAACAAAAAACUUUAACGGGCAGGAAGAGAGUAACAUUAUGAACAGUAGUUUAUACUAUUUACAUAUGCUGAGCUGAAUAAACAAAUUUUGUUAAUCAAACCAUGCCUCGCUUUUUCACUCACAUUUUUGUGUCUGGCAAAAACAUGUCAAAUUAUAAUUUGUUGUUAAUUAUAAUUAAUUUUUAUACAUAGUUUUCAUUUAUAUAAUUAGGUGUAUAGUAUUAUAUUAAAAAGCAAAAUGUGAUGGAAGGUUGUGCUUUAUGAUGAGCAAUAUUGUUGGGUACGCCGAGCCCAUACUCUAGAAGCAUUGCAUUGGCAUUAAGUCAUUAUGAGGAGUCAGUGCCAGUCAGGUUGUUCAAUUCUAGUUUUUGAUAAUUAUCCAGUUUUUCUGACCAUUUGUAUGGCUCUGACUGUAUUGAUGUUUUUGUAAAAUGUAUUUAGUAUCUCAACUGAACUCUUGAUAAGAACCCAUAUUCUUUUUUCUACAUUAAUUAUUUCCAUUGAAAUUUUGCUAUUUCUUUUACCUACCUAUUCUGUUGGGUGAAAAAUCUAGUUCAUUUGUCAGUUUACUUAAUAUAACUUUCGUAAGGAAGCCAUAUUAUAGAAAACGGAAGUAAGAUCUAUACAUUUAACAUAGACAUUGUAUCUGUUAUAUAAAAUGUCACAAUGUAUAGUUCAGCAGUAUGGGCCUGGGGUGUAGAGAUCAUGUAGCUGUUACUACAACUUGUACUUUGUGUGCAAUGUAUUGUACCAACACAUUUAGCGUGACACAAUUCUGAUCAGAAUCCUUGAUCUUACCAGACUUGGAUUCCUGUAAAAUAGCUGUGCACAUUAGUGUUGCAAUAUUGAGUUAUGUAUUGAAAACUAUUUUCAGUUUAGCCAUAACAUUAAUAGUGUAAACAUGCUUUUUUAACUACCUA
Molecule: messenger RNA, 2913 nt
Organism: Amyelois transitella
Lineage: Eukaryota; Metazoa; Arthropoda; Insecta; Lepidoptera; Pyralidae
Product: ubiquitin carboxyl-terminal hydrolase MINDY-3 homolog
Exons: 2
Coding region: 195-1559 (454 amino acids)
Biological process (GO): protein K48-linked deubiquitination
Molecular function (GO): K48-linked deubiquitinase activity; cysteine-type deubiquitinase activity
Source: RefSeq, a predicted model, not a curated record